This is a messenger RNA of Aspergillus niger, 1551 nucleotides long. RefSeq lists its product as uncharacterized. The record is from RefSeq and is a predicted model, not a curated record. The coding region runs from base 1 to 1551 and encodes 516 amino acids. Lineage: Eukaryota; Fungi; Ascomycota; Eurotiomycetes; Eurotiales; Aspergillaceae. Gene Ontology annotation, cellular component: mitochondrion. The transcript is spliced from 5 exons.
AUGACACAGCAAUGGGCCCGAACGUUGAUAAAUCACGCAGUGUACUCCACCUCAGCUUGUGACGCCUUCCCAAUUGCCCCCGCUCAUAAUCAUUCCAAUUUCAAUGGUGUGCGCAUGGGUUACGAUCCCUAUAAUUACACUAGCGGACACUGGCUUCGUGACGACAAGGAAGAGCGAGCCUCUCGUUACAUCAAGUUUGACUUUGAUGCCCUCUGUCGCAAGAUCCUUGAUCUGUCGCCCAAGGCAAGUUCCAUCAUAGACUGUCAGAAGAUUGAAGGGGGCUUCAAUAGAGUCUUUGUCUUUGAGCUUGAUAAUGAUACACGACUGGUGGCGAAACUCCCAUUCGCGCUGGCUGGUCCAUCGCGGCUAACCACCAGCUCUGAGAUCGCUACUACUAAAUACUUGCAAGCCAAUACUACAGUUCCUAUACCCAGAAUUCUUGACUGGAGUGACGAUGCCACGAGCAUCAAUAAUCCCAUUGGCAGCGAAUACAUCAUCAUGGAGCAUGCAAAUGGUGUUCAAUUGCAUAAGAAAUGGCAUGAAAUGUCUGAUAAGCAGCGUGUCAAAUGCAUAGACGCAAUCUACCGGAAGCUUAAAGAAGUGGUUGACCUGCAGUUUCCGUGCUUUGGGAGUCUGUAUUCUAUACACAGUCCCGUAUGCCCUGACAAUAGGCAUCCGCUUGAUGGAGACUUCUGUAUCGGGCCACAUUGCGAGACCAGAUACUGGAACUUUACAGCUUCACAAGAUCUUAACCCAAACCGGGGGCCCUGGAUCAAUCUUCAGCAGUACUGUGAUGGCCUUGUUGAUGCUGGUCUGUCGAGGCUUCCCACUGUUGAUCUAGGAAGGAGAAUGCGGCCGAUCUCAUACACGAACUCUAUUGAGAUGUAUGUCUCAGGAUUCUCGGAUAAGAGAGUGUGCAACACCGGUGUUGUUCCACCCGGACCUCCACAAGAGGAACAUUUUGUUUCAGAGGAUGAUCCUUCUGUGAUAACUGGUAUCAUUGACUGGCAAGAUGCUAGCAUCGAGCCAGCAUUUUGGUAUGCGGAUGAGAUUCCUGACUUUGCAACGGAGAACGAGGUCUGCACCAGAGCAUUUGAUGUCUGCGCCCAAUUUCUCAUACCCACACUCUCAAAACCGAGAUUGAUGGACCAAAACCUAUUUCGACCAUUUCGCUACAGUUACAGGACAUGGAAGGAUGGCGCUGUGGCACUACACCACGACUUACUUGACACAUCUCGAAAUUGGGGAAGGCUAGGGUUUGCAGGGCGAUGUCCUUACGCAUUACCUCCACCGCCUGAACUCGCAGAUCAUCAGAAGAAGUAUAGACUUUUCGAGGCAGCGCAUAACCUGCGUUAUGAUCUGGCAGGCUUGCUCAACACUGCCACUGAUGGCUGGGUGCCAACGAGUGACUGGGAGGCGGCGCAGACAGCGCAUCAUGAGAUGUUUGGGGGAAUGCUGCAGGCUGUAUUGACUAAUCCAGACAUUGAUGAUCCUUAUGAGCCUGUGAAGGACGAAGAGACACUUAGAUCCAUAUGGCCAUUCGAUAUCUAG